Messenger RNA from Trematosphaeria pertusa, 702 nucleotides. Its product is annotated as polysaccharide lyase family 3 protein. The transcript is spliced from 4 exons. The record is from RefSeq and is a predicted model, not a curated record. Gene Ontology annotation, cellular component: extracellular region. Bases 1 to 702 code for a protein of 233 amino acids. Gene Ontology annotation, molecular function: pectate lyase activity. Gene Ontology annotation, biological process: pectin catabolic process. NCBI's taxonomy places the organism in Eukaryota, Fungi, Ascomycota, Dothideomycetes, Pleosporales, Trematosphaeriaceae.
AUGUUCUUCGCAUCAAUCCUUGCUUUGGCCGCCGGUCUACCUUCCGCCCUCGCUUGUUUGGGUUACGAGGGAGGCCUUCCCGUUGCGACCGGUACAACUACAGUCAGCGCUCCUAUUGAGGUCGCCGCUGGGCAAGUCUACGAUGGUGGAUGGAGGAAGUUCCAACGCACAGGAUAUACCUGCAAAAACCAAGAGGAGGGCGGGACUGACAAGCCUCCGGUUACAGGCAGCGCAGACACCAUGUUCAUUCUCCGCAAAGGCGCAACACUGAGGAACGUCAUCAUUGGUCAGAACCAGGGUGAGGGUGUUUACUGCUACGGAGGAUGCAAUUUGGAGUUUGUCUGGUUUGAAGAUGUUUGUGAGGAUGCUAUUUCGAUUAGAGAUGAUGGCCCCAACGACCAAACCUGGAUCGUCGGCGGAGGAGCCUAUCACGCUUCCGAUAAGAUCAUCCAACACAACGGUUGCGGAAAAGUCAAUGUAAUCAACUUCUACGCCGAAGAUUACGGAAAGGUCUACAGAGCCUGCGGUACUUGCACUGCUUGCAAGCGUACUGUAUACCUAGAGGGCGUCACUGCUCGGGAUGGUGGUGAGGUUGCCGGAAUCAAUAUAGGAGAUUCGGCGACACUGAAGAAUAUUUGUACGGAUGCGAAGACGCCGUGUCAGUUGUAUAGUGCGCCGGGUGUGAAGGCUGGCGCUUGCUAG